Molecule: messenger RNA, 423 nt
Organism: Closterium sp. Naga37s-1
Lineage: Eukaryota; Viridiplantae; Streptophyta; Zygnematophyceae; Desmidiales; Closteriaceae
Source: the annotation of a GenBank genome assembly
AUGUCACUCCACGUUCACUGCCACAUCAGCGGAGGUCACUUCCUGCUGAACGCCAUUGCAGCUCUCAGAUUCUGGAUCUUCAGGAAGGAGCUUCCAGUCGUUUUGGAGGCAUUCAGACACGGCGACAGGGCACUCUUUGAUAAGCACCCAGACCUAGAGGAUGCACUGGUGUGGGUGCACUUCCAUUCCAACAUUCCAGAGUACAACAGACACGAGUGCUGGGGACAUCUGCAUUCAGCAGCCCAGACUGGAGCAGAGAAGACACAAUCUCAACUCAGCUACGGGGCACAAAGAGUGGUCGAAGCUAUCGGUACAGCAGCAGAGAGGGAGCAUCAGUGGCCGGUUGAAGAGAGAAGAGUGGCCAUGGCAGGCUUCGAAAUCCCUCCACCUCCAUAUGAGGGUGAUAACAACAAAAUCAACUAG